AUGGAAGACUUCUCCCAAUCCCGUGGGGACGACGAUCUAUUCGACGACGAAAUCAUCCCGUUCGACGACGCGCCCUCUCCAGAGAAAGUUACCGCUCAGCUCGAGCAGAUCUCUCUUGAGCCCUCGCCUUCGCCCGCUGCUACUGCUCCCGCUCCCCCUCCGCCUGUCGUCGCUGCCGAACCUUCUGCAGCGUUCGCACUCGAGUCCGUACCUGCGGCGAAAUCACCGACUCCGACUGCUGAAGCUCCGUUUCCGGGGUUCAAGCCCAAGCACAGCAGAGGUAGAGGUGGCCAUGCCGGGGCUGGGCGGGGAGGAGAAGCAGGUAGGAAGAUUGCUACUGGGCUGGAGGACUCCAAGUGGGCAGCAGCAGCGCCAGCGGUAAAAGGUGGAGAGACUGGUCCGUCUGCAGGUGGCAGAGAUACAAUGUCUACACGGUCACGCGGGAGACGAGGUCAACAACAAACUCCAGAGACAAACACCACACCUCCCGAAUCAAUACCUCAGUCUCAGCCUCCUGCUGGAGAAGAUCCAGCAUUAUCAUCCGCAUCAGCGACGACGACGGCAGCGGCGGCGGCCACUCAAAGCACCGACAACAUCCCCACUGGGCCGUCUCCGAACAACACUGCUGCUGCUGCUGCCGCUGCUGGUCGUACGCUCGCCGUGCGCGGCGACCGUCUUGCCACCGGCGGUGUCCGCCCUCCGAAACUGUCGGAUGAGGAGUUGACAGCCAAACUCGCCGCGGCAAAAGAGAGAUCGCAGUCCCUUGCGGCAGCGCACGCCCGGGCGCAAGCGGACGCGGCAAAUUUCGAAGAGCGAGAAAGACAAGCGAAGCAGAGGAGGCAGAGGGACAUCAAGGACAGGAGGGUGAUGGAGGGGGAGAGGGAAAAGAAUCGUCUUAGGAAGAUGGCGGGCCAGUUGGGCAGGGAGUGGGAUCGGGACAAGGAGGAAGAACUGCACCAGAGCAAUGGGCGAGGGGGCAGGAGAGGGUUUCCGUCUGCGCCCCCUGGUGGUCCUGGGGCGGAGGAGGAUGAUCUGAGAAUGUACGAGUGGCAUGACGACCGGGGACGAGGGGGACGAGGGAGGGGAAGAGGAGGUCGAGGCGGAGGAAGGGGUCGAGGUCGAGGUGGUCCUAGAGGCGGCGGCGGCUUUGGUCGCAAUGGUGACGCUUCCACUCAGCAGCAGCAGCAGCCGGAUUUAUCUGGUGAGACAGACUUCCCCUCUCUCCCUGGCUCCAAUACCACUGCCACUGCGCCAAAGGAGCCCGGUGCCGGAGGCGACGCGACCGCCACCACGACUGCCAGUGCUCCAGCGUCCAAGCCCAAAUCGAAGCGGUGGGACUCAACCGGCACCGGCUCGGGCUCAGCCUGGGGCUCCGGCGACGGCGGCGGUGGCGGCGGUGGAGGAGGAUCCUGGGCCGAGCAGGUCGAGUCCAGCGAGCUCGACGCCGAGAACACGAGCAAGCCCAGCAACUUCUGGUAG
Fonsecaea multimorphosa CBS 102226 is the source of this 1479-nucleotide messenger RNA. RefSeq lists its product as uncharacterized. Bases 1 to 1479 code for a protein of 492 amino acids. The record is from RefSeq and is a predicted model, not a curated record. The transcript has a single exon. Lineage: Eukaryota; Fungi; Ascomycota; Eurotiomycetes; Chaetothyriales; Herpotrichiellaceae.